AUGGUACCGCUCGCGCGCCUCGCCGACCCCAAGAUGCUGGCGCUUUCAAACCUGGAAUACGACAGCCCAGCCACUGUGCUGUUCCAGCGCGCCAGCGUGUCGGCCACAGGCCUUGUGCUGGCAGCUGCAGCGUGGUAUGCGACGCGAGGGCCCGAGGGCAGCAAGCCGAGGGCGCAGCUGCUGUUCUUUCUGCUGGUGGCAAACUCCGGCCUGUUGCUGGUCGACCACAUUCACUUUCAAUACAAUGGAAUCCUCCUUGGUAUCAUGGUCUGGUCCCUGCUUCUGGCGCAGGAGCGCCGCUACGUGGCCAGCGGCAUCCUAUUUGCAGUGCUCCUGAAUAUGAAGCACCUUUUCGCCUACAUGGCCCCGGCGUACUUCGUUUUCCUGCUGCGCAACCACUGCCUCGGCGGCGAGGCGGGCGCACCGCCGCUGCAGACGUUUGUCGCGCGGCUUUCAGCGCUCGGCGCAGCAGUGGUGGCGGUGUUUGCGGCGUCUCUGGGGCCGUUCAUCGCGACGGGGCAGCUGCCGCAGCUCCUGUCGCGCCUGUUCCCGUUCGGCCGCGGCCUGUGCCACGCGUACUGGGCGCCCAACGCCUGGGCCCUCUACAGCUUCGGUGACAAGGUGCUGGCCGCGCUGCUGGCCAAGGCGGGCCUCAUGGAGAAGCCAGUGGCACACAUGGCGGGCGGCAUCGUUGGGACUGCGAAGUUUGCAGUGCUGCCACAGUGA
Molecule: messenger RNA, 726 nt
Organism: Monoraphidium neglectum
Lineage: Eukaryota; Viridiplantae; Chlorophyta; Chlorophyceae; Sphaeropleales; Selenastraceae
Product: alpha-1,3-glucosyltransferase
Exons: 4
Coding region: 1-726 (241 amino acids)
Biological process (GO): protein N-linked glycosylation
Cellular component (GO): endoplasmic reticulum membrane
Molecular function (GO): dolichyl pyrophosphate Glc1Man9GlcNAc2 alpha-1,3-glucosyltransferase activity
Source: RefSeq, a predicted model, not a curated record